AUGUCCGGAGAUUUUCUUCGAGAGUCUUCCGACACGGCGGCAGAACAGGACCACGAGGAAGAGCAGGCGCACGGAGGCGCCGCUCGCUUGGCACCGGCGGCGACGGCGGCGGUAGACGUCGGGCCGCAUGUUGAGGAGGAAGCAACGGUGACCCCUACCCAGCCCCCGCCGUCCGGGAGGAAGAGCCUCAGCCCGUGGGGGUCUCACCAGAUGGAGUUCGAUGAGGCCGGGAGGGAUUCGUCUCGCCGUCGGCCGCAGGUGCCGACCCUUGGCCCGCUGAGCUACAGCGUCCCCGUGACCCCUCGAGGAAGACACGGCCACCGGACCGCUGCCCUAGACGGCGGAGCAGCUGAUCUCGCGAGCGAUGGCGCGGAGGGUUGGUCGGUGCCGCCCAUGCCUUACGAAGACGUGGUCGGCGCUGCGGUGCGGAUCCAACAGUCGCAGUCGUUCGAGCAGCAGGUUAACGAUAAUUUCUCCAAUACCGCGGCCAUUUCAGCCGAAGCUCCGGCCAGCCGAGGGGUGUUCUUGGGCGACGGCGUUCGGAGCGGCGGCGGCUCCGGCCGAACCAUGCGGGCCGGGCUGCUACCGUCGCCGCGGAAGGUGGCGGCGGCGGUAGCGGCAGCUGUCGAGGAGGACGAUGCUCGGGAGCGGUCGGCAGCGGCGGCGGAGGCGGCGGCGGCGCACAUGGAGUGGGCGGGAGGAGGAGGAGGAUCGCAACGUGGCGCAGGGAAGACGGGCGGAAGGGACGACACCCGUCGGCCGGGCUUGGAGGGGCUGGCUGGAGGCGUCGAGGCGACACCGGCGAUGAAGAGGGGCUCUGCGACGACGACGCCGACGACUAAACCGGAGAGCGUGUUGAAGAGGAUGGCGGAGGCUUGUCGGCAGGCGGGAGUUGUCUUUGAUCCGUCCUUGGAGGAUGAGAUCAAGCACGUUCUCGGCUGCGGGACCUCUUCCUCCUCCCUCGUGCCACCACCGUCAGCGCCCUCGCCUUACACGGCGCUCGCGGAGCCGCCAUCCCCGCCGUACCCAUCAAUACCGCCUUCUCUUUCCAGCGAGGCGGUUGCGGCGCCGGCGCCAGUGCCGGCACCGACACCGGUACCGGCGAAGACGUUGGGAGCGCGCGCGGACAAUCCGUGGGGCUGGGCGGCCCCGCUGGAUGACCAUGAUCAUGAUGGUCAUGAUGACGGUGCGACCGCCGGGGGGGGGACAGAGGGGGGGGUCCCUUCGGUAACCGACGGGGCCCCGGGGGGGGCGACGCCCCCCUCGCGCGACCGUUCCUGGACCGUUCCGUCCCCGUACCGGCACCUGGAUGACAAGCCCUUGUCCGCGGGGUGUAUCCCGGACUUCCGCUUGGACGGCGGGAUCGGCGGCGGUAGCGGUAGGGACGGUGAGCUCGGGUCGGGCAGCGUUGCGGCGGCGGCGGAGGGCGAGACGUGGAGGGCGUGCUCUUGUAGCUCCGAUGACGAGGACGCCUCGAGAGUGCCGGGUGAUGCUGCCGCGCGCACGGCGGGGAAGCUCUCUCGCGCUUGUGCGGAAGGAGAAGCCCACGCAGCAGAGCCGCCGCCGCAGCCGCGGCCGCCGCCGCAGCCGCCUACCGUGGCCGCGGAAUCGGCGGCGGCCUUCCGCUCGUCGCUGCAAGAUCGCGCGGGCGAUGGGGGGCACGAAGGCCUCCAAGAUGACGGGCACCACGGUGGUGUCUACACGCUCGUCCCCAAGGAGACCGGGGCUUGGUCGUCCCAAGGGGAGAGAGAGGACCCUCCGAGUGACGGCCUGGGGGAAGGAUCGACGGGCGAUAUUGAAGCCGGAACUCGCGGUUGGGAAUCGGUCCCCGGGGAGGAGAGGGGGACCGGAGGUCGGCCUUCUCUGCCGUCGCCGGUGAGACAGAGCCAGGAGCAGCAGCGCACGGCGAGGGCGGAGAUGGAGCUCGCCGUCGCGAUAGCGGAGGUCAGGCUCGAGGGCGGUGGUGAGGGGGGAUCGGGAGGGGGUGGUGGGGCGGGGGGGCACGCGGAGGAAGAAGAAGAAAGGAGGGUGGCGUCGUUCUUGGGCAUGGAGAGGUUCGAGGUCGGGUUCGGCGGGGGAGACGCGGAGGACGAGUGGGUGGACGACCUUGACCCGGGUUACAUGGUCAUGGCCGUGUCUGAGCAAGAGUUACACCACGCACAGCCUCACCCGAUGGAAGUUGCUAUCCACGCCGCUGAUAACGGCCCCGGCGGUGGCGUCGACGCCCCGCCGAAGGACCUUCUCGAAGCGGGCGAGGAAGGAGACACCGCCGUCGCUGUGUCCGGCGGGUGCGCCCCUAGCCACGAGAGCAGCGACUACGGCGGCGACGGGGGCGGCGGCGGCGGCGGCGGGGUUGGAGAGGGCGGUGGGUCAGGCGAGAGUAGAAGAAGGUCGUGGGCGGGCCGAAGCGUGGGCGAAUUUGGUUGGGAGGAGGAAGAGGACCGACCGCGUCAAAGGAGAGCUAGCUCAGACGAGGGCCGGGUUGCCGAUGGGGUGGGGGGGGGCAGAGAAAGCGAACGAGCCGGAGAUGACGAUGGCGGUUACGGGGAGGGGGAUCUCUACGAGCGGGACCUCGAGGAUGCUGUGGCCCUGCUAGAGAACGGCGGGUUCGCGCUCAACGGGAACCAGCCGGAGGCGUGGAGAAGCGAGUCGUUCAGCAGCAGCACCGGUGGCGACGGGGGCGGGGGUGGGGGCGGCGGCGGCGGCGGCGGCGGCGGCAGCGAUGAGGGAGAGAAGUACGACGCGGCAGCCGGACAAGAGGAAGAAGGGAAGAGAGGUGGUGAACCCGCUGCCGCCGCCGCCGCUGCCGCCGCCGUUGGACGAGGCGACGAUGACGGCAGGCCGCUGGACAUCGCUCACGGGACGACGACAACCAAGGGGGGAGUGGAGGCGGCGGUGGCGGCGACGGUGGCCGACAGCGGUGGCGGCGGCGGCGGCGGCGGCGGCGGCGGCGGCGGCGGCUGGGGUAACGUGCGCAGCAGCAGCAGCAACCGCAGCCGUCGACAAUUUUUCGACGGUGGGUACGACGAAGACGGCCGAGAAGGAGGAGGAGGAGGAGGAGGAGAGUCUGCGGGGUGCGGGGACGCGAACGAGGGCGGCGGCGGCGGCGGCGGCGGCGGCGGCGAGAGCGUGGAGAGCCGCCCCUCCUCGCGGCGUAAGGACAGCUUCGUCUUCAGCGACACCUCCGCCGGUAGCGCGGGGGCGGGCGAGAGGGGGGCGGGGGCGGCAGAAGGUGGCGCUCCGGCGAGCUUCGACCCCAGGUCCCCGGUGUGGCCGAGGAUAGCGGCCGACUUCGCCUUCAGCCAGGAAGACUGCGGCGAGAGCUCCGCCUUCUUGAGCCGGGAGCGGGAGGCUUUGGCCUCCUCGGACGAGGCGGAGGUCUCUAGAGAGAACAGCGCCAAGACCACGCCUCUUGACGGGGUGCGUUGGCCGGGGCACGCCAGCGGGAGAGAGGAACGGAUGGGGGAGAAACACGGACCGCAGCUGGGGAUUGCUCGAGAAAACAGCGCGAGGACUACGCCGCUCGAUGAGCAGCAGCAGCGCGAGGUUAUUCUCCAUCUACGGGCCGACGGGGGUACAAUCGGACCAGUGGCGCCGGAGCGAGGAGGCGAUGGCGAAGACACUUCUACCACCUCUGCGAUUGCCACAGCGACCGCAGGCGGCACCACCCCUGCCGCUGAAGGCGGGAGGUUGGUGGGGAUGUUGGGGGAUGGGGUCGAUGUGGAGUGGGGAGGGGGAAGUCUUGUCGCCGAAGGGCUGCGAGACAAAGAGGCGUCGGAGGAGCGGGACGCCAGGGUUUCGAGAAGAAGCCGGUCGGGAUCAUCGCGAACGGCGCCGGUGGAAGAGAGGGGGGCAGGCCGGGCGGGUUUCGAUGCGGAAGCAGCGGCGGCGGUCAGGGGAGCUGCCCGCCAGGCGGCCGGGACGUUCGGGGACGAGGGGGUGGAGGCUCAGGAGGAGACGGAGGAAGAGCUGGAGAGCUUCGACCUGAGGAUCGUGUACGCGAAGGGGAGGACCGGGUUUCAGGAGAGCAAGGCGUUCGACUGGCCGGAGGGGUGUGUGGUCGCCGGCCGCUACGAGGUGUGCGGGUACAUCGGGAAGGCGGCCUUCAGCACGGCGCUGGAGUGCCGCGACUUGCGACGAGAGCGGGGCCGUGACGCAGUGUGCCUGAAGGUGAUCAAGAACAACAAGGACUUCUUCGACCAGAGCCUCGACGAGAUCAAGCUCCUGCACCGGAUAAAGGCCGGAGGUGACCCGGAUGAGCACCACGUGCUUCACAUGUUCGACUUCUUCUACUAUGAGGAACACCUGGUGAUCGUCAGCGAGCUGCUCGGGGACAACCUGUACGAGUUUUCCAAGGCGGUGAAGGAGGCCGGACACCCGGAGUACUUCACGCUCCCUCGUCUCUGCAAGAUCACCAGGCAGUGCCUAGAGGCGCUGUCGUACAUCAACUCGCUGGGGCUUGUCCACUGCGACGUGAAGCCGGAGAACAUCCUGCUCUCGCACUACGGUAGGGCGGAGGUCAAGCUCAUCGACUUCGGGUCUUCCUGCUUCGUCACCGACCGACUGACGACCUACACUCAAAGCCGGUCCUACCGAGCUCCCGAGGUGAUAGUCGGCCUCCCCUACGGUGCCAAGGUUGACGUGUGGUCUCUCGGGGCAGUGGUGGCGGAGCUGGUGACAGGACAUGUGCUCCUCCAGAGCGAGUCUAUCCAGACUAUGCUUGCGCGCAUCCAGGGUAUCGCCGGGCCCUUUCCUCGCUGGAUGUUGGUUGAGGGAGAAGAGGCGACCAAGUACUUCACCCCAGAGGGCUACGUGUACCAGAGGAUGGACGAAGGUUCAUACCGAGGCUCCUCGUCCGAGACAGAGUCUCCUCGGUUCGACGGCUCGCGCCCACCCCCCUCCCGCCACCGCCGCCGCGAGGACGGGGACGGAGAGGAAGAGGCCUCCUCCUCCGCGAGCCCUCGGUACGCCAUCAUCUACCCCAAGAGGACGUCCCUAAGCCGGCGGCUUCGUGUGGAAGACGACGCGUUCUUGGAUUUCGUCACGACUCUUCUGCUCGUCGACCCUACCCGCAGGCCAACCGCGACGAAAGCUCUGUGCCACCCCUGGAUCCUGUCUGGCCUAUCCUACCCCGACGACGACCUGUGGUAUCCCCCGGACGAAGAACAAGAACAAGACGACGUCCACGGCGAGCAUGCCACCGGGGCUCGCGACGGGGAGGACGUCGGGGGCGACGUACAAAUAGGGGUUCGCGGCGGCGGCGGCGGCGGCGAUGGGGUGGGUUUCCAAUCGGACGACCAUGGUGACAUCGAGGAGGGGAAGGUCGACGCCUGCACGGUAAUAGUUGGCCGUGCUGCUGGCGGUUGGAUGGUUCGAUGGUAGCGGCAAGACCGGGUAGAGGCGGUUGCGUACGCGGGGGGCGGGUCGCUAGGGCGGCUGCGCUUCCUUGCGUUGGGUCUGCGCAAGAGUUUUUUUCGUUUGAUGGGGUGUUCCGAUUUGUGGUUUGGCGUGGUGGCGCUUUGCUGCGUAUUUAUUCAUAACAGUCGGUGUUGUUUGGAGCUUUGUUUGCUUGCUUCACUCGGGUGUGUUAGGGUUCGAAUUUUGUCGUUCCAAGCGGGAAAAAUGUUUUGGGAACCUUGCGGAGUGGAGCGUUUUGGUGCUGGUUUUGUUGGCGGUGGUCCGUUGUACUAGCUGCGAUUCAUUAUUUUGUGUGUGUGUGUGUGCUUUUUCCCAUUGACCCGAGAUAGCGUCUUCAAUUCGUCAAAAAGAGCUUGAGCACCGUUCGAGAUGAAUGAAAAAAAUUAUUUGUUGGUUGUGUUCUGGUCGUAUGUGUGCGCGAAAUGGAACACUAUUUUUAGCUUGUUGUGCCACUGCUGUCGCUGCUGGGGGUGCAGGGCCCGACGUGUCACUUGACUGUGCGGGGAAAAGUGCAGGUGCAUCGAGACGGUUAGCUGCUCCUUCCAUGCACCCCUGCGGCGGACUCUCUGUCGAAUCAGCACUUUGGGUGCGGUGUGAGCAGCAAGCAGG
This is a messenger RNA of Ectocarpus siliculosus, 6027 nucleotides long. The record is from the annotation of a GenBank genome assembly. Lineage: Eukaryota; Phaeophyceae; Ectocarpales; Ectocarpaceae.